GGUAAACAUCAACGCCAUAACCAUAUUCACGUAUGUCUUUUCGUAUAUUCUAGUGUUUUAUUGACUGCGGCAGUGUCGGCGAUUUGGGCGGUUCUAUCUUUGGUUCUUGAUCCGUGGAAGCCACAGUAGUCGGCAAGAAACCUAUUAUAAUCUGAUUUGCCGGCGUGCAUGUUUAGCUGUUUACCGGAUUUCCUAUCUGGCAUUUAUUGAAAAUAAAUGGGCUGAAUCUGGUAUUUCAUGGGAGGUCUGGAUGAAACUGAACCACCUUUAAAACGUGUAAAAGGAUCUUCAGUCGAAUCGGAGAGCAUUUCAAGCAAGUCAUCUCUUCAAGGUCCCAUUGAUAAUUUGGGAGGCCCAAGAACCAGGCCUCUACCAUCCGCAGUGAAAGACAUGGUUGGUUCUAAGGGUGUUAUUAAAAAGGUAGAAUUUAUUAGGAUUAUCACAAAAGCCUUAUAUUCUCUUGGUUAUGAGAAAAGUGGAAAAGUUCUUGAAGAGGAAUCAGGAAUAAACUUAUAUUCAUCUACAGUAAGCCUUUUUAGGAAACAAGUGCUUGAUGGUAAUUGGGAUGAAAGUGUUGCAACGCUUGAGAAGAUUGGCUUAAGUGAACAAAUCCUGAAAUCUGCAUCAUUUUUGAUAUGGGAGUACAAAUUCUUUAACCAUCUGGAGAAGGAUGAAGUCAUGGAUGCUUUGGGGACACUGAGGAAUCAGAUUGCUCCUCUCAAAAUUAACAUAAAACGUGUACAUGAACUUUCUAGUUGUUUCGUUCAGUCCUCACGACAUGGCUUACUCGGAUUUGUCAAUAUGGAAAUCGAUUCUGAAAAAUUAGGAUUGAAGCUUCUAGAGGAAUUGAAUAAACUUCUUCCCCCGACUGUUAUGAUACCUGAGAACAGGCUAGAGAAUUUGGUUGAACAGGCACUUUGUCUUCAAAGGGAAACUUGUUUUCUUCACAACUCUGUAGAUAAGACACUUUCAUUAUAUACCGAUCAUCAGUGUGGAGAAGAUCAGAUACCAUUAAAAACACUCCAG
Molecule: messenger RNA, 1026 nt
Organism: Dendrobium catenatum
Lineage: Eukaryota; Viridiplantae; Streptophyta; Magnoliopsida; Asparagales; Orchidaceae
Product: WD repeat-containing protein 26 homolog
Molecular function (GO): protein binding
Source: RefSeq, a predicted model, not a curated record